Messenger RNA from Nannospalax galili (Upper Galilee mountains blind mole rat), 2662 nucleotides. RefSeq names its product matrix metallopeptidase 13 (gene Mmp13). Gene Ontology annotation, biological process: extracellular matrix organization; proteolysis; collagen catabolic process. Gene Ontology annotation, cellular component: extracellular matrix. The record is from RefSeq and is a predicted model, not a curated record. Gene Ontology annotation, molecular function: metalloendopeptidase activity; zinc ion binding. The transcript is spliced from 10 exons. NCBI's taxonomy places the organism in Eukaryota, Metazoa, Chordata, Mammalia, Rodentia, Spalacidae. The coding region runs from base 13 to 1449 and encodes 478 amino acids.
UGGGAAGGCAAGAUGCAGGCACUGCCAUUCAACAUGCACUCAGCUGUCCUGGCUGCCUUCCUUUUCUUGAGCUGGACUCGCUGUGGGUCCCUGCCACUGCGCGAUGGCGAUGAUAGUGAUGAUUUAUCCGAGGAAGACCUCCAGCUUGCAGAGCACUACUUGAAAUCAUACUAUCAUCCUGUGAAUCUUGCCGGAAUCCUGAAGAAGGCAGCAGUGACCUCCACGGUUGAAAGGCUCCGAGACAUGCAGUCUUUCUUUGGCCUAGAAGUGACUGGCAAACUUGAUGAUCCCACCUUAGACAUCAUGAGAAAACCAAGAUGCGGUGUCCCUGAUGUGGGUGAAUACAAUGUUUUCCCUCGAGCUCUCAAAUGGACCCAAACGAAUUUAACUUACAGAAUUGUGAACUACACACCUGAUAUGUCCCAUUCUGAAGUGGAGAAGGCCUUCAAAAAAGCCUUCAAAGUCUGGUCUGAUGUGACACCCCUGAAUUUCACCCAAAUCCACGAGGGCACAGCUGAUAUCAUGAUAUCUUUUGGAACUAAAGAGCAUGGUGACUCCUACCCAUUUGAUGGGCCUUCUGGUCUUCUGGCACAUGCUUUUCCUCCUGGACCAAAUUAUGGAGGAGAUGCUCAUUUUGAUGAUGAUGAAACCUGGACAAGCAGUUCCAAAGGGUACAACUUGUUCCUUGUUGCUGCCCAUGAGCUCGGCCACUCCCUAGGUCUGGACCACUCCAGAGACCCAGGUGCCCUGAUGUUUCCCAUCUACACCUACACUGGGAAAAGCCAUUUCAUGCUUCCUAAUGAUGAUGUACAAGGAAUCCAGUCUCUCUAUGGUCCAGGUGAUGAAGACCCCAACCCUAAACAUCCCAAAACACCAGACAAAUGUGACCCUGCCUUAUCCCUUGAUGCCAUUACCACUCUCCGAGGAGAAACCAUGAUCUUUAAAGACAGAUUCUUCUGGCGUCUGCACCCUCAGCAGGUCGAUGUCGAGCUGUUUUUAACAAAAUCAUUUUGGCCAGAACUUCCCAACCGUGUGGACGCUGCAUAUGAGCAGCCUUCCCGUGACCUCAUGUUCAUCUUUAGAGGUAGAAAGUUUUGGGCUCUUAAUGGUUAUGACGUUCUGGAAGGUUAUCCCAAAAAAAUAUCUGAACUGGGAUUUCCAAAAGAUGUUAAGAAGCUAAGUGCUGCCGUUCACAUUGAGAACACAGGCAAGACCCUCUUCUUCUCAGGAAACCAGGUGUGGAGUUACGAUGAUGCUAACCAGACUAUGGACAAAAACUAUCCCCGACUCAUAGAAGAGGAAUUCCCAGGAAUCGGUGAUAAAGUAGAUGCUGUCUAUGAGAAAAAUGGUUAUAUCUACUUUUUCAACGGCUCCAUACAGUUUGAAUAUAGCAUCUGGGGUAGCCGCAUUGUGCGCGUCAUGACGACAAAUUCCUUAUUGUGGUGUUAAAGUUCUUUUUAAAAUUGUUAUUUAAAUCAUGGAGAGUAUUUGAGAUAAUCCUUUCAGAUAUGUGGGGUGGGGGUUGGGAGAUAUAUCAGGGGAAAGCUUAGUUCUGUGAACAAGCUUCAGAAAGUUCUUUGAUUAUGCUAUAUCUAUAUGACCUUGCGUGGCUGGAACCACAUUGAAGACUUUUAAAGUAAUAAAACUGCGCACCUCCAAGAAUCACCUGAUUCUUGUGGGCUAUGCAGAAACAAUAGUUGAUAUUUUUCACACCAAAAAUGGGAUAUAUGGUUUGUUGAUGAGAGUGAAGAUAAUUUUUAAUAUAUUUAUGAGGAAGCCUACAAAGGCCUAAAAGUAAAUAUUUAUAUAAUUAUGAAUCAUCUUUGAAAAACAAAUAUAAACAUGGAAAUUUGGGGUAGUGUCUAGUAGCCAUAAAUAAACACAGAUAAAGAGAAAUAUCUGCAAAAUGCAUAUUAGUAGACAACUUUCCAAAGGAGUAAUUUGAGCUUUGCACUGUGAAUAUUCCGAUUUACAUCCACCUUCUCACACAAACACCGAGAAAUUAUCAAAGUUGCUAAAGGAAGGAGAUACAGACCUCUGUGAGGUCAGGAGAGGUGGCUGUGCUCUCUGUUUAAUUUCCAUCUUGGCCAUGACUCAGGGCCCAUUUCAAAUAAGACAGUAUUCCUUUGCAUAUUGGUAGAAGAUAGAGACAAUUUCUUUUUUAGUAAAAGAUUUUAGGUCUUUGAAAUGUCAUACAUUAAAAAAUUAAAACUUAUAAAAACCCAGGAAAUAAUGUAAAGUUUUCAUAAAUAUUUAAUUAUUUAAGUCUAAAACUAGUGUUCCAACCCUAUUUUUUUUACUUAGUUAAUUGUCCAAUUUUGAUACAAAGAGUAUUUUCUAAUGACUUGUAUGUCAGGAACUAAGAUAUUAUAAGUGGAUGUGCUAAAAACAAAGACAUCCAAAAUAAAGAAAGCAGUUAACUGGACUGUAAUCUUUUUAAGAUGUCAGUCUAUGCGUUUCCCCUCUGCCUUCAUUUUUAAAAUUAUUUGGUACUUUUUAUAGUGCCUGAUACUUGGCACUUACUGAAUAUCUGAGUGACCACUCCGAGAAGAACCAUUGUGCUGAGAGAUAAUGUUCAUAACAACACACGCAAAGGAAACAUGUAUUUGCUUAAUGAAAUAGAGUGUGUUUAUGUCGUUUCUAAUAAAAGAUUUUCAACAGA